Molecule: messenger RNA, 589 nt
Organism: Paramecium sonneborni
Lineage: Eukaryota; Ciliophora; Oligohymenophorea; Peniculida; Parameciidae
Source: the annotation of a GenBank genome assembly
AUGUUAUUAUUUCUAAUUUGCUUAGCAAAUGCUGUAGAUUUAAGAUUAAAAUUGCCGGCUCGAUAAAUAAGAUGUUUUGGUGAUAGAUUAUAGGAAAAGGAAAUGAUUCAAGGGUUUGUGGAAGGUGAGUCUGCUGAUUAUAGUCUUAAAAUAACAGAUACAGGUCUGAAUAAGCAAUUGUUUUACACGUAUCAUGAAUUAACACAAAAGUUUACUCAACUUUUUAAUGAAACAACACAGAUUCAAAUUUGCAUUCAUAAUCUUGCACAUUAUUAGAUGAACAUAUAAUUUUUCUAUGAGUAAGGAAUACAAGCAGAAUUAGCAUCUAUUAAAGAUUUGAAGGAAGUUGAAAAGUAAGUGAUAUAAUACAACAAUACUUUAUAACACCUAAAAGUAAAUGCUUGAAAUAAACAAUUAGUCUGCUCAAUAGGAUUUAAUGUAGUUGUAGACAAACAGAAAUGAGAAGAUGAAUGUAAUUUCAAGUAAAAUAAUACUUUUUUCAAUAUUAACUAUUGGAUUAAUGAUAGUGGUUACUAUAACUUUUACAAUAAAAGCAGCGAAAGUAAUGAAGUAAAAGAAAUCUUAUUGA